GAACUCUUUUAGCUCUGGUUAACUCUAAAGUGAACUAUCAAAACAGUCUCACAAGAAAAUAAAGAAUUAGCAGCCAGUAGUAUGUCUUGACCUUCAUUAUUACAGGGAUUAUACUGUAUUGUGAAUCCGGACAUGUUAUCACACUUGACUAUACUGUAAGUAAGGUAAUAUUUAAACUAAUCAUUACAGUAUAUAGGGGGCAUAUAAACAUUUGAACUUGAAUGUUUUUCAGUGGAGCCUGUGCUCUUUGCAGUCUAUUUCUGCAAAGUUUUCCUGAAAGCAGCUGACACACUCUUUACUUGAAGUAGUGGUUUAAACUGGCAUAAUAGGAUUAGCUGGGAAGAUGAAGAUCCUACUCCAGUUUACAGGCAGGGAUAAUAAUGAAAGCCUUGGGAUAUUUAAUACCCUACAUUCUAUUUGCUGAGCACAGACUUCACAGACUUCACAGCACAGUCAUUUACAGCAGCUUUAUAAAAGCAAUGGAUAAAGACAUUCCUUCUAAAAAUGAGAUAGCUGAAAAUGAGAGUUGUCUCGAUAAUUUCAUCCAGGCCGUCAUUUCCAACCCAGUCCUCUCUAGCAUCUUGGUUUCCUCUCUCAUCCUGUUCGCUGUCUGGUACAUAAGGGAUUCCCUGAAGAUCGAUCACGUAGACCAGAAAAGCGUCUUGGUGACGGGCUGUGAUUCUGGCUUUGGGAAUCUGCUGGCCAGACAGCUCGACCACCGAGGCUUCGGUGUCAUAGCCACAUGCCUGACAGAGAAGGGGGCUGAAGACCUCCGAGCCGCAGCCUCCCCCAGACUGAAGACGCUCCUGCUCAAUGUUACUGACAGCGCGAGCAUUGAGAGAGCUCUGGAGUAUGUGCGGGCUGAGGUUGUAGAGCGAGGCCUCUGGGGGUUGGUAAACAAUGCAGGCGUAGCCUCACCGAUUGGUCCGACCGACUGGAUGCAGGUGGAAGAUUUUAAAAAUGUCCUUGACAUCAAUCUGAUGGGUCUGAUCGAAGUGACGCUGAAGUUCCUGCCGCUUGUGAAGAAAGCCCGAGGCAGGGUGGUGAAUGUUGGCAGCGUCAUGGGCAGACUGGCUAUGACUGGCGGCGGGUACUGUUUGUCGAAGUGGGGUGUGGAGUCCUUUUCAGACAGCCUGAGGAGAGACAUGUAUCAUUUUGAUAUCAACGUCAGUAUCAUAGAGCCUGGUUUUUUCAAGACGGGUGUGACAAGUCUAGAAGUGAUUGAGAGAGAUCUUCUGCGGCUCUGGAAUUGUCUCCCCUCUGAGGUCAAGGACUCUUACGGGGACAAAUAUUAUGAAGAGUAUGUGAAAGCCCAAAGUAUUUCAAUGAAAUUGCUUCGCAGUUCUGACAUCUCCAAAGUCACUAAUUGCAUGGAGCAUGCCCUGACAGCUCGAUACCCCAGAACACGAUACGGAGUAGGCUGGGACGCCAAACUUCUCUGGCUUCCUCUUUCUUACGGGCCAUCCUUUGUUUCAGAUUCCCUAAUAAGUGCCCUUCUGCCGAGUCCAAAAGGCAAAAUUGUGCAGACAAAUCAGGUGGAUGUUUCCAAAACCUGACCAAAACAGAGAUCUAGGUUUCAAAUCCACAUAUCUUUAUCUUUAUACUGGGUGAAAAAUAUGUGUGUUUACUUUGUUGGGUUAAAUAUACAACCUUCUUGAUCUCAUUGGAACGUUCUAGUAAAUAAACCAAAAGCUCAGUAUACCAAAUUCACAAAGUGCCAUAUUUUACCAAGGUGUCACCCAGGCAUUUUCCCAAGCCAGUGCAGAACAAAAACACAAGUGCAAGCUGUGACUUCACACAAUCCAUGCCAAAGGGUUUUUGAAAAGAGCACAACACAGGAAAGACACUGUGUUUGGACUGUGGGAGGAAACCAACACAAACACAGGGAGAACAUACAAACUCCACACAGACAGCACCCUAGAACCGGAAUUGAACCCAGGGCCCCAGCACAACAAGGCAGUAAUGCUAACCACUGUGCCACUCUUUAAAAGAAUUGUCAAAAUGAAGAACUUCAGAGUGAAUUAAAAUGAUAAGAGUGUAGGAUUCAGUGUAAGAAUACAAUAACUUCUGAACAUAUAAUUGUUUGCAACAUUUGACACAUUUGGUUAAAAAAUGUGGAUUAAAGAACAGAUGUAAGAACCGGUAAUACACAUGAUUAUAUACAAAAGACAGAGAAGCUUGUAUUUUGCUAUGUUCUUUUUGUGUCUCCUGUUUUUCCUUUUGUUUCACUUCUUUUUGUGAGUGAUGAUUUAGGAGGAAAGGAGAUUAUAUUUUUCCUUUUAAUAAAUUAUGCUCAGAUGAAACACUGUACACACAAUUUAUAUGUCCUGUAAUAUACACAGUUUUUUCUUGGUUUAAAAAAUCAAUAAAAAUAUUUGAUAAAAAUUUGGAUUACUUUCUGUAAUGUGGAUUUACGUUUAUGUAAAAUGUGGAUUAUUUUCAUCAGGAAUAUUAAUAUUGUUUGUCUAACCUUCAAAUCUCAUUACAAUACUAUAAAUGCCUUCAGCUGUAUGAAGCUGCUCAUCGGGUUAAAAUCAUACUAAUUGUUCCCCAAAAUGAUUUGCCUCAUGAAUAUUUAUCCAUUGUUACUUUUUACAACCCUAUGAAAAUGCAUGCAACUUUACAAAAAUAUAUUUGUUCAUUUUAAUGUUGUUUAGCAUGAAGUUUGUUUACAUACUGCUAAAUCAUUUAAAUGUAUUCAGUAUGGUCCAUUGUAUCCAUUGCACAAGUAUGAAGAAAAUACUAGGUAAUUUAAUAUGUCGUACUUUUAAUCAUACUCAUUAAAAAUAAUUUAGACAAUUUGCAUAAUGAUUAUUCAA
Lepisosteus oculatus (spotted gar) is the source of this 2819-nucleotide messenger RNA. Its product is annotated as retinol dehydrogenase 7-like. Gene Ontology annotation, cellular component: intracellular membrane-bounded organelle. Gene Ontology annotation, biological process: retinol metabolic process; steroid metabolic process. The record is from RefSeq and is a predicted model, not a curated record. Lineage: Eukaryota; Metazoa; Chordata; Actinopteri; Semionotiformes; Lepisosteidae. Gene Ontology annotation, molecular function: all-trans-retinol dehydrogenase (NAD+) activity.